GUAGCUUACUUCCUUUCCUGACGCGACUUCCCUACAACGCUGUUUGCGCGUCUAUAUUUGUGGCCGUUUUACAGCAAAACUGGAUUAUAAAACCAUUCCAAGUAGGCGGACACACUGCAAGAUAACUUUCACCAGGACAUAGAUUGACUGCUUCCUUCAGCUAUGUCUCGUUUCUUCGCCACCGGGUCUGACAGCGAGUCAGAGGAGUCCUCAUCGGCUGAUGAGACCACCACUAAAGGAACCGGAGCAAUUUACAAGCAGUCGAUGCUGCUUAGUGAUGAUGAGGAGGACACUAAGAGAGUGGUGCGCAGCGCAAAAGACAAAAGGUUUGAGGAGUUGACCAACCUUAUCAAGACCAUCAGAAAUGCGAUGAAGAUUCGAGACGUGUCCAAAUGUCUUGAGGAUUUUGAGCAGUUAUGUCGAGCCUUCCUCAAAAGCAAGACGAUAGUGGACAAAGAGGGCGUUCCCCCUUUCUAUAUCCGCCUUCUUGCCGACUUGGAGGACUACGUGAACCAGCUUUGGGAGGACAAAGAGGGCAAGAAGAAGAUGAACAAAAACAACGCAAAAGCUCUCAGUACGCUGCGUCAGAAGAUCCGCAAGUACAACCGAGAUUACGAAACGGAAGUAGCUGCAUACAAGGAGAACCCUCAGGAGUCUGCUGAUGAAGAGGAGGAGAAGGAGGCAGGGGAUUCUGGCUCCUCUUCUGAUAGCGAGGAAGAGGAUGGUGAAGAUGGAGUGUCAGUAAAGGCCUUCUUAAAGAAAAAGCCUGAGGUUGCCCCAGAGGCCAGCAAGUUCCUCAAGUCUGCUAAAGGAUCUGGGGAUGAGUCUUCGUCUAGUGAUGAUGAGGAUGACGCAGACUGGGGCUCAGACACUGCCGGCAGUGGCAGUGAUAGCUCGGAUGGCGGGGAUGAAAAGAACGCUUCCAUGGCUUUGGUGUUCCUCAAGAAGAUUCACGACGGUGAGAAGUCUGGUGAAAAGAAGCUCGGGAAGAAGAAGAAACUCAAGAAAAAGGAGCGCCUUGAGGAGGAGGAGGAGGGAGGAGAGGAGGUUGAGGGAGAAUGGGAGAAGGUGAAAGGCGGCGCCCCAAUGGAAAAGCCCAAGAUGUUUGCCAAAGGCACAGAGAUCAACGUACCCGUCGUGGUGAAGAAGCUGAAUGAGAUCCUGCAAGCAAGAGGCAAAAAGGGCACCGACAGGGCGGCCCAGAUUGAACUGCUCCAUGCGCUGUCCAGCAUCGCGGGUGAGAAUAACUUGGGCCAAGGAGUCAUGGUCAAGAUUAAGUUCAACAUCAUCGCCUCCCUGUAUGACUACAACCCCAACCUGGCGGCAUUCAUGAAGCCUGAUAUGUGGAAGAAGUGCCUGGAGUGUAUCGACGAGCUGCUGGACAUCCUGUUUGAACACAGCGACAUCUUCAUCGGGGAGAACAUUGCCGAGGACAGUGAGAAUCUGGUUAUCUCAGACCAGCCCUUGAGGGUGCGUGGGUGCAUUUUAACGUUGGUCGAGAGGAUGGAUGAAGAAUUUAACAAGGUCAUGCAGAACACCGAUCCCCAUUCACAAGAAUACGUUGACAAUCUGAAAGACGAGGGACGCGUUUGUGGCAUCGUCGACAGACUGCUCGACUACAUGGAGACCAAGGGCAGCACGGAGGAGAUUUGCCGCAUCUACCUUCGCAGAAUCAUGCACACCUACUACAAGUUUGACUAUAAGGCUCACCGGCGCAGCCUGGGCCUCGAGCUGGAGUCCAAGUCCGAGCAGGACCAGGGAGAGAGCGAGGGGGUGGACAGCGCCGUGAUCAUGGACCGUCUCUGCAAGUUCAUCUACGCCAAAGAUCGCACCGACCGUAUCCGUACCUGCGCCAUCCUCUGCCACAUCUACCACCACGCUCUGCAUUCACGGUGGUACCAGGCCCGCGACCUGAUGCUCAUGAGCCACCUGCAGGACAACAUCCAGCACGCUGACCCCCCCGUACAGAUCCUGUACAACAGAACCAUGGUGCAACUUGGCAUUUGCGCAUUCAGGCAGGGCAUGAUUAAAGACGCCCACAACGCCCUGCUGGACAUCCAGUCCUCUGGCCGAGCCAAGGAGCUCCUGGGUCAGGGUCUGCUCAUGAGGAACAUGCAGGAGAGGAACGCCGAGCAGGAGAAGAUUGAAAAGAGAAGACAAGUGCCGUUCCACAUGCACAUCAACCUGGAGCUGCUGGAGUGUGUGUACCUGGUGUCGGCCAUGCUGCUGGAAAUCCCCUACAUGGCCGCGCACGAGUUUGAUGCCCGCCGCAGGAUGAUCAGCAAGCAGUUCCAUCACCAGCUCAGGGUUGGAGAGCGACAGCCGUUGCUGGGACCCCCAGAGAGCAUGAGGGAGCAUGUGGUGGCAGCCAGCAAGGCCAUGAAGAUGGGAGACUGGGGGACCUGCCACUCAUUCAUCAUCAACGAGAAGAUGAACAGCAAAGUGUGGGACCUGUUUCCCGAGACGCAGCGAGUGCGCGAGAUGCUCGUCAGGAAGAUCCAAGAAGAGUCGCUGAGGACUUACCUGUUCACCUACAGCAGCGUAUACGACUCCAUCAGCAUGGAAACGCUGACUGAGAUGUUUGAGCUGGAGAUCCCCACCGUCCACAGCAUCAUCAGCAAGAUGAUCAUCAACGAGGAGCUGAUGGCGUCCCUCGACCAGCCCACGCAGACCGUGGUGAUGCACCGCACCGAGCCCACCUCCCUGCAGAACAUGGCCCUGCAGCUGGCCGAGAAGCUGGGCAGCUUGGUGGAGAACAACGAGCGCGUCUUCGACCUCAAGCAGGGGAUCUACGGCGGGUACUUCAACAGAGAUCAGAAAGGUGGCUACCAACAGAAGUCUUACAACAGAGAUGGUGGGAGAGGGGGUUACCAGCAGAAUCGGGGAGGCUACAAUCGUGGUGGCUACAGAAACCAAAACUACCAAGGCCACCAAAACUAUCAAGGCCACCAAAACUACCAAGGCCAUCAGGGCUACCAAGGCCACCAAAACUACCAGAGCAACUACUGAGCUGGACGCGCGUGGCGUUCAGGCUCUGCGCCUGAACCGGUCUUUACUCCACGACCGGAACAUCGGUCUGGGUUUCUGUGCGGUUCUUCCCGCCGUCAGACGCCGCCGAAACGGCCCAAAGUUAUUGCAGCAAUCGCUCGUCCCACUGCGGCCGCUCAGCGGUAUUUCAGUUCUUAUUUCAGUUAUUAUUAUUGCCAGAACAUUGUAAUAAUAGAGGAGUUGCAAAUAAACAAUUACAACGAUUAAA
Molecule: messenger RNA, 3256 nt
Organism: Pseudoliparis swirei
Lineage: Eukaryota; Metazoa; Chordata; Actinopteri; Perciformes; Liparidae
Gene: eif3c
Product: eukaryotic translation initiation factor 3, subunit C
Exons: 23
Coding region: 163-3009 (948 amino acids)
Biological process (GO): translational initiation
Cellular component (GO): eukaryotic translation initiation factor 3 complex
Molecular function (GO): translation initiation factor binding; RNA binding; translation initiation factor activity
Source: RefSeq, a predicted model, not a curated record